Messenger RNA from Tricharina praecox, 1342 nucleotides. RefSeq lists its product as uncharacterized. Gene Ontology annotation, cellular component: cytoplasm; cytosol; eukaryotic 43S preinitiation complex. Lineage: Eukaryota; Fungi; Ascomycota; Pezizomycetes; Pezizales; Pyronemataceae. The coding region runs from base 99 to 1169 and encodes 356 amino acids. Gene Ontology annotation, molecular function: translation initiation factor activity; protein binding; metallopeptidase activity. The record is from RefSeq and is a predicted model, not a curated record. The transcript is spliced from 4 exons.
AUCGAUAGCGGGACACCUCAAUAACGAAAAACGAACCCCACAUCUCCCCGCCGCCAACAACGAACCUCCCCAAUAACGAGCAACGAAUAUAUACCAUCAUGGCCGCCGAUAAGACAAACCCCGCCAGUCCCCUAAAGUCCGUACGAGUCGAUGCUCUUGUGGUCCUCAAGAUCUGCAAGCAUGCAUCUUCAGCACACCCUCAGGUCGUGACCGGCCAGCUUCUUGGAAUGGACGUCGAUGGCGAGCUCCAGAUCACCAACUCUUUCCCGUUCCCCUCGGUUGAGGCUCCCGCAUCCGACGAGAAGGGUUCAUCCGGUGACGGUGCCGCCGCCGCCCCAAGGGCAAAGGCCAACACAUACUACCAGACUGAGAUGGUGCGGUGUCUGCGGGAAAUGAACGUAGAUGCCAACAGUGUUGGAUGGUACCAGUCGGCUAGCCUGGGCAACUUCCUCAACACCAACUUCGUCGAGAACCAGUUCUUUUACCAGUCCUCAUUGAACGAGCGAACCGUUGCGCUCGUGCACGACACCGCGCGGUCCAUCUCCGGCGCUCUCUCCCUGCGCGCCUUCCGCCUGACCCCCCAGUUCAUGGCUGCCCAGAAGGAAGGAAAAUUCACCGUCGAGUCCCUUCAGAAGCACAACCUGACGUACCGCGACAUCCUCGUCGAGCUCCCUCUUACCAUCCACAACAGCCACCUCCUCACCAGUCUCCUCCACCAGCUUGACAACCCCGCGCCCGCGCCCCUUUCCGAGCUCUCUCUUUCCGCCCCUAUGCCGCUGGCGCCCAACUUCGAUGCCCUGGACCUCUCCAUCGACCCCUUCCUGGAGAAGAACAGCGAUCUCCUCCUCGAGUCCAUCGAGACCCACUACUCGGAGGUGAACAACCAGCAGUACUACAACCGCCAGUUGGCGCGUGAGCAGACCAAGAUCACGGCAUGGCAGACGAAGCGGAAAUCCGAGAACCAGCUGCGAGCCAGCGCCAAGCAGCCGCUUCUCCCAGAGGACGAAUGGCAGCGGCUGUUCAAGCUCCCCCAGGAGCCGUCGAGACUCGAGACCCUUCUCAACAGCAAGCAGAUCGAGCAGUACUCGAAGCAGAUCGACGCAUUCACUGCGAGUGUCUCGGCCAAGAUGUUUGCCGUUAACCAGGGACUGCCGAGAACCGAGGAAUAGAAAGUCCGGUGCGUAAUAUGCGGGGGUUGUUUUUUUGUGCUGGAGUUGGGGAAGGGAAAAUUCAUGAUGCCGUGCAAUUGUAAAAGUUGUGUGUUUUAUGUGACCUUCACCAUUGAGCCACUGUCCCAAUGAUAAUACUCAUAAAAUGCUUCGAAAUCCAACUCCCAAGAGAG